This is a messenger RNA of Laccaria bicolor S238N-H82, 1539 nucleotides long. Its product is annotated as glycoside hydrolase family 16 protein. Lineage: Eukaryota; Fungi; Basidiomycota; Agaricomycetes; Agaricales; Hydnangiaceae. Gene Ontology annotation, cellular component: plasma membrane; endoplasmic reticulum membrane. The record is from RefSeq and is a predicted model, not a curated record. The coding region runs from base 1 to 1539 and encodes 512 amino acids. Gene Ontology annotation, biological process: (1->6)-beta-D-glucan biosynthetic process; fungal-type cell wall organization. The transcript has 8 exons. Gene Ontology annotation, molecular function: glucosidase activity.
AUGUGGGACAAAGACCCUGACCUCGACGAUGCUCUGCAUAACCCCGAUCAAGGUCGAGACCGGAAUUUUACUCUGUUUUCGCUGCGGGGUUGGGUAAACGCCAUAGCAAUCGUCGUUCUCAUAGCGGGCCUUGUUACUCUCUUCGUCGGAUAUCCCGUCAUCAAUUAUUACAGUCAUCUUCCAUCUGCUAUCAAAGGCUAUAAUCUGGGCGGAAUUAAUGGGACAGGACAAAUUCCCGAUCUUCCCAACCUUCCAGGACUGAUCGACCCCGACACACCAGCAUCAGCCAUGACUCGCACAGGUUCAGACGGCAAGACAUACAACCUUGUGUUUAGUGACGAGUUUAACACGGAUGGCCGCACGUUUUAUCCGGGAGAGGAUCCUUUUUGGGAAGCAGUCGAUUUACAUUAUUGGCCAACAGGUGACCUCGAAUGGUAUGACCCAAGUGCUGUUACGACGAAAGAUGGGAAGCUGGUCAUCACCCUACAGGAAAAGCAGAACCACGACCUUAAUUUUAUGAGCGGCAUGAUAACGUCAUGGAAUAAGCUAUGCUUUAAUACAGGCUAUGUAGAGGUGUCAAUCAGUAUGCCUGGGUCCCCAACUGCUCCAGGGUUAUGGCCUGGUGCCUGGACACUGGGUAAUCUGGGAAGGGCAGGAUACGGCGCGACUACCGAGGGAAUGUGGCCUUACAGUUAUGAUUCCUGUGAUCUUGGUACCUUCAUCAACCAGACCAGCAAAACCGGCGUACCUGCAGCAGCUGCGACUGGUGGUGCCGGAGGUUCGCAACUAAGUGGACUUCCUGGACAGCGUUUAUCUGCGUGUACAUGCCCAGGUUCCGACCACCCCGGUCCGAAGUAUAACGUCGGAAGGGGUGUUCCCGAAGUCGAUAUCAUUGAAACCCAGAUAGAUGUUAGCCGCUUUGUGGGCCAGGUUUCUCAAAGUUAUCAAUGCGCUCCCUACAAUUACCAAUACAAUUUCGACGGAACCUCGCCAGCAACGACUAUCUACGACAGUUCUGUCACGACACUUAACUCUUACAAGGGUGGUCCACUCCAGCAGGCAGUUUCGGCCCUGACAGACAUCAGUUCGUCGGCCUACGGUGGAAACGGCUACGCAACGUAUGGCUAUGAGCUUUGGGCAGACCCGAACCAUAGGAGUAACAGUUAUAUUACGUGGUACACUAAUGGGAAGCCUAGCUGGCAAAUCACAUCUGCGACAGUAGGGCCCGACUCAACUUCUCAAGUGAGUCAGAGGCUUAUCCCAGAGGAACCCAUGUACCUUAUUCUCAAUCUCGGCCUUUCCCCAUCGUUCCAAAAGCAAGAUUUCAAGCAUCUGGUAUUUCCCAGCCAAAUGUUUGUUGAUUAUGUCCGCAUAUAUCAACGGCAAGGAAUUCAGAAUGGAAUCACCUGUGACCCUUCAAACCGCCCCACAGCAAAAUACAUCUCACAGCACCUAACGGCAUACAGUAAUCCCAAUCUCACGACAUGGGGAGCAGCGAAUUUUUCUUUCCCAAGAAAUUCCCUUUACGAUGGAUGCUAA